CGCGAGAUGGCUGCCCCUGCCCAGGAAGGUUCAGAAGCGGAAGUGCGGUACCGGAAGCAACAGUUGCCAUGGAUCCCGCGGAGGACUGGCUGGUGGAAUCUUUACGCUUGUACCAGGAUUUCCAUGAAUUCGACCUCUCGGGAGCCACUCGAGUCCUUGAAUGGAUUGGUGACAAAGGAAUCUUGGUUGCUGGCUAUGAAAGCCUGAAAAAAAAUGAGAUUCUUCAUCUGAUAUUACCUCUCAGACUUUCUGUAAAAGAAAACCAGGGUUUAUUCCCUGAAAGAGAUUUCAAGGUACGCCAUGGAGGAUUUUCAGACAGGUCUGUCUUUGAUCUGAAGCACGUGCCAGACACCAGGUUGCUGGUGACCAGUGGCCUUCCUGGUUGUUACCUGCAGGUGUGGCAAGUCGCUGAGGACAGUGAUGUCAUUAAAGCUGUCAGCACCAUCGAUGCACAUGAGAAGGAGGGACAUCCCUGGCCCAGGCUGGCCAUCUUCUCGUCUCCGGCGCCUGGGGUCCUCCACGGGGCGAGGCUUAGCAGCCUGAAGGUGGUGGACCUGGAGUCGCACAAGAGCACAUACACCUCAGGUAUUAGCGAGGAUGAGCUGCUGAGUAGCCUGCAGGUCCUGGAUGCAAACACCUUUGCCUUCUGCUGCACCUCAGGCCGCCUGGGCCUUGUUGACACCCGCCAGAAGUGGGCCCCAUCAGAGAACCUCAGGCCCAGCCCUGGGUCCGCUGGAGGGAGGUGGUAUGCAGAAGUCGGCGGCCGGGGCCCUGGGCCUCGCAUCGCCAGCCUUGGCUCGGACGGGCAGCUCUGUCUUCUUGACCUGCGGGAUCUCAGCCAGCCUGUGAGCUCAGUCCAGUGCCCAGUGUCCACACCCAGCCCUGACCCAGAGCUGCUGCGAGUGACUUGGGCUCCAGGCCUAGACAACUGCUUGGCUAUCUCAGGUUUUGAUGGGACGGUCCAGGUCUAUGAUGUCACGUCUUGGAAUGGAGUGGGGGGCCAAGUGGAACCUCUCUUCACUCACAGAGGUCACAUCUUCCUAGAUGACAGUGGCGUAGACACUGCUCCACUGGUCACCACCCAUACCUGGCACCCCUGCAAACCAAGGACUUUGCUGUCGGCAGCAAGUGAUGCCUCACUGCACGUGUGGGACUGGGUGGACCUCCGUGCUUCGCACUGACACGAGCAUCUUUCCACCCGGGCCCUGGGAAGAGGAGGUGCUGCUGGAUAGCAAGGAUUCAAGUGACCACAGGGCCCUGUUCCAGCUGAGUGGCCAUGGGCAAGUUAACCAGCCUCCUGGCCCCACUUUCUUUCUUUGUAAAAUGAGAUUGGUCAUCAACUGUCUGGCAGGGUUGUUGGGAAAGUUAGAAGUAACAUAUUUAAAAAUAAUGGGUAGGGUGCAUGGCACAAUACAUGUUUGGUGGCUACUGUUAGAUCUGGGAGCCCCGUUUCCCUCAAGUUUUACCCCUGUCUGUAUUCACAAUAUCAUACAAUCUAAAGAGUUAGUGAAUGUAAACAGGUCCUGUGAUUUUUUUUUUUUUUUUUUUUUUUUUUUUUUUUUGUCUUUUUGCCUUUUCUAGGGCCUCUCCUGUGGCAUAUGGAGGUUCCCAGAAUAGGGGUCAACUCGGAGCUGUAGCCGCCGGCCUAAGCCAGAGCCACAGCAACGAGGGAUCCGAGCCACGUCUGCGACCCACACCACAGCUCACGGCAACGCCGGAUCGUUAACCUACUGAGCAAGGGCAGGGACCGAACCCGCAACCUCAUGGUUCCUAGUCGGAUUUGUUAACCACUGAGCCAUGACGGGAACUCCUGUGAAUUUUUUAAAGAACUAAAAAUGGGCAAAUGAACAUGAAAAGUCAACCCCAGUGGCAGUAAAGGAAAUAGUUAAGAUUAUGCCAUUUUUGCCUACUAAAUGUCAAAUUUUAAAACAUCUUUGGAGUUCUCUGGUGGUGCAUCAGGUUAAGAUCUGACAUUGUCACUACUGUGGUGCAGGUUUGAUCCCUGGCCUGGGAACUUCUGCAUGCCACAGGCAUGGCCGAAAAGAGAAAAAUAAAUAAAUAAAACAUUUUUGCUCUCAACAGCUGAUAGAGGUUACAAGGUACACAGUUCAGAAGGCACAAAGGAACAGCAUGGUUCUUUAUCCCAGUUGUGUGAUGAACUGUUGUGUAGUUGAAGCAUAAUUUAUAUAUCCAGGCUCCUGUUAAAUGGCAAUUAAAAUUUUCUAAUCUUUUUCAGUAAUAUGUACAACUUUUGUAUCCAUGACAUUUCUAAAAAUAAAAUUCUGGGAGUUCCCCUUGUGGCUCAGUGGUAAUGAACUCAACUAGUAUCGUGAGGAUGCAGAUCCAAUCCCUGGCCUCACUCAGUGGGUUAAGGAUCUAACAUUGCUGCAAGGUGCAGCAUGGGUAGAGAAGCAGAUUGGAUCCCAUGUGGCUGUGGCUGUGGCUGUGGCACAGGCCAGGAGCUGUGUCUCUAAUUUGACCCCUCCUUUGGGAACUUCCAUAUGCCGCAGGUGGGGCCCUAAAAAAAAAACUAUAUAUAUAUAUUUAAAUAAAUAUAUUGGAGUUCCUGUCAUGACUCAGUGGUUAGUGAACCCAGCUAGCAUCCAUGAGGACACAGGUUCAAUCCCUGGCCUCACUUGGUGGGUUAAGGAUCUGGCGUUGCCAUGAGCUGUGGUGUAGGUCGCAGAUACAGCUCGGAUCUGGUGUUGCUGUGGCUGUGGCACAGGCUGGUGGCUACAGUUCCGAUUCGACCCCCUAUAUGUAUAGUAUGUGUGUGUGUAGAUAUAGAUAUAUAAAAUUGCUGAGGCAGAGGAUGUGUGCAUUUUUAGUGUUUAUAAAUACUGUCCAAAUGCCCUCUGUGGAGAUUGUGCCACAUUAUGACAGCAAUAGUAAUGAUCUGUUUCUCUUACCUUAACAGCAGUCCCUUUAGUGGCUUUUUUACUUGUGCCAGUCUGAUAAAUAAAAAAAUCAUUAUUUGUA
Molecule: messenger RNA, 2979 nt
Organism: Sus scrofa (pig)
Lineage: Eukaryota; Metazoa; Chordata; Mammalia; Artiodactyla; Suidae
Gene: WDR73
Product: WD repeat domain 73
Biological process (GO): cytoplasmic microtubule organization
Cellular component (GO): spindle pole; cytosol
Molecular function (GO): protein binding
Source: RefSeq, a predicted model, not a curated record